Messenger RNA from Patiria miniata (bat star), 3877 nucleotides. Its product is annotated as potassium voltage-gated channel subfamily H member 8-like. The record is from RefSeq and is a predicted model, not a curated record. Gene Ontology annotation, cellular component: membrane. The coding region runs from base 104 to 3022 and encodes 972 amino acids. Gene Ontology annotation, biological process: regulation of membrane potential; potassium ion transmembrane transport. The transcript is spliced from 16 exons. Gene Ontology annotation, molecular function: voltage-gated potassium channel activity. Lineage: Eukaryota; Metazoa; Echinodermata; Asteroidea; Valvatida; Asterinidae.
CAGUAAUUUCGUCCUUGGCAAUGCACAAGUCUCCAACACCUACCCGAUCGUGUAUUGCUCGGAUGGGUUCUGUGAACUCACUGGGUUCGCGCGAGCUGAAGUCAUGCAGAAGAGCUGUGCCUGCAAGUUCCUGUUCGGGAAGGACACACCGCCGGAGAAGAUCGAAGAGAUUCAGGCAGUGCUUGACAGCAAAGAAGAGUACAAGACGGAAGUCAUCUUCCAGAAAAAAGACUCGUCGCCAUUUUGGUGCCUUUUGGAUAUUGUUCCCAUCAAGAAUGAGAAGGCGGAAGUUGUUCUAUUUUUAGCAUCGCACAAAGACAUCACGAAGUCCAAGACAAUGAACUCCGUCAACGGCCAUACGGGGGAUGGAGAGGAUGACGAAGACGACAACGAAGAUGAAGACGACACGAACAACUACCUCAGUGACGGUGACGAUCUCCCAACUAAUUACAACUAUGCCAGAAGACGAAGCCGAGCUGUCUUAUACCACCUCUCUGGACACCUCAAGGAGCCAGAGAAAAGGAGGAGAAGAAAACUGAAACUCAACAGUCAGAGCCUGCUAGCCCCCAAAAGGACAGUCCUUCCCGAGUACAAAGUAGCAGCCAUGACGAAAUCCAGGUUUAUAAUACUCCACUACAGCACCUUCAAGUCGAUAUGGGACUGGCUCGUACUGAUAGCAACCCUUUAUAUAGCUAUCGUGGUGCCGUACAACGUAGCUGUAAAACCUCAGAAGCACGUGGUCACCACGAUCUUAGACAUUAUGGUGGAAAUUCUCUUUCUUACUGAUAUAGUUAUUAAUUUUACGACGUCAUUUGUCAGCAAGACGGGUGUUGUGAUGUAUGAGCGGAAGGAAAUUGCUCUGCACUAUGCAAAAACGUGGUUCUUCAUUGAUAUCCUCGCAGCCGUUCCCUUCGACUUCAUUGUUCUAGUGUCCAAUGUCGAUACGGUUGCCACCAUUCAGCUGCUGAAGCUGGCCAGGUUAUUACGACUUCUCCGCCUCCUACAGAAGAUCGAGCGUUACUCACAGUACAGUGCCAUUACUCUAACAUUCCUGAUGCUUGCCUUCGCUUUACUGGCUCACUGGCUGGGAUGUGUGUGGUAUGGGAUCGGAACCAUGGAGAUUGACUCGCACCAAAACUGGAACCUUGGCUGGAUUAACACCCUGGGAGAGGAUCUGCACACACCCAUCACAAACAACGGGUCAGAGGGUGGCCCAAGGAAUGAGAGUAAAUACAUUACGUCGUUGUACUUCACACUAAGUAGCCUUACAAGUGUCGGCUUUGGAAAUGUCUCUGCGAACACAGACAUCGAGAAAAUCUUCACAAUUAUUGUCAUGCUCAUAGGAGCUCUGUGCCACGCGGCAGUAUUUGGUAACGUGACAGCGAUUGUGCAGAGAAUGUACUCGAAGCGGGCACUCUACCAUCUCAAGUUGAGAGAUCUUAAAGACUUUGUACGUUCACAUCACAUUCCGGCAGAUCUCAAGACGAGGAUGAAUGAGUACUUUAACACGUCGUGGUCGAACAACAUGGGUAUCGAUACCAUGGAGAUGUUACUUCGGUUUCCCGAGGAGUUGAGAGCCGAUGUCACAAUGCACCUUCACAAAGAGUUCUUACAAUUACCAAUAUUUGGUGAGGCUAGCCAAGGAUGCCUUAGGUCGCUGUCUCUUAGGGUCAAGACAGGUUUCUGUGCGCCUGGCGAGUACAUCUUACAUCAGGGAGACUCCUUAAAUUCUUUAUAUUUCCUUCUCAACGGUUCAAUGGAAAUCUUAAGACAGGGAAUGGUGGUUGCAAUCAUAGGGAAGGGUGAUUUGUUUGGAUGUGAUCUUUAUGACACGGAAACAUUAAUUCAGAGUAGUGGAGACGUCCAUGCACUAACCUACUGUGAUUUGAUGCUGGUAUCAAGACAUGAACUACAAGAAGUACUGAACAACUAUCCAGAGUACAUGUCCAAGUUCAAGGACGAGAUUUCCAGAGACCUCACAUUUAAUUUGAGGGAAGGCUCCGAUCAAGAUCAGCCGGAUCCUUUUCAAGCUGAGUACGACGACAGUCGCCCAUCCCGCUUGACUUCCAUCUCUGAGCUGAACGACGAAGAAGACGAGGAGGCUGCGCUGGCAGAGAAAGCCAAAGACGUGGAGAACCGAAGCGUUGGCACGGAAACCAUCGAGAUGAUGCCUCUAGACAGGAGCAAACACAUGUUGCUAGAUGUCAGUAACUCGGUGAACAGUGGGGUGCCACCGGAUUUAAGCCCCAGGGUUGUAGAUGGAGUCGAGGAUAACGCCAACCAGUACAAGCGAGAGCAUCGGUUUGAUUUCCCCAUAAACGCCCACCAACAAGCUUCCAGACAUCAUAGCCUCACCAUGGCACCUAAACAAAGACUUUCCAAUCAUUAUAACUUGGGCAUGAGACAGAGUUUCACAUCGCCCCAGUUAGCGCAUGUUUCUCGUUCCAGAUCAGUGUCUUCGGAGUCCAUUUGUACGGAGGACCUCAAACACGAGAUUGAAUACACGAGAAACAGUGUAGAGAGACUCGAUCGACAGGUAUCCAAUCUUAGCAAAGAUGUAUCCAACCUCAGCCAAGACCUGAAGGCAGUUGUGCGACUCCUUCAGGUCAUCUCUCCGGGCAACACGUCGACUUGCAACCCCAGCGGAGUCAACAACGGGCCCCACUCCAGUCCUGUGCGCAGUCCCAACAGCUUCGGCCCCAAGUUGAAACCGGCUGCCAAGGAGACCCGCUUCGAAGACAUCGUCCACGUGCAGAGAAGAGACGGUGUCCUGGAGACGAGUCUAGGCAGCGGGAUUCUUGAGACAAACUUGAGCAGUGGCCUUACAGGUAGCACAAGCAGUAUUCCAAAAUUCCCAUCGUCGACGUCUCUACAGUCGCUAACGGGAGCAACAGCCAAGCCAGAAGGACCUAUGAGGGAGACAAACAUUAUCCUGUUCCAGGACCCCGAGCCGUCAGAGCAAGCCAAAGACGGCAAAAAGGACCUCUUUGACUUUGACUCUGAGAACGGUACUGAUUUGUGACAGUGAAACUCCUAUGGAUACUUCCAAAGUGUUACCUUCAUUUUCGAGUUCCAAACUCUGUAAGGCAUUUCCUACACGAUUUCGAAAUCUUUUUAAUUGUGCUGUUGUGCCGUUUGUCGGUCUGUAUAUCAAUGAUUGAGGUUGGGAAAGGAUGUCUUAGGAUAAGCCCAAAUUCAGUCCAACCAAAACGUAUUCAACGAUUUCAAGACCUAAAUAUCUUUAAUUGCCGAGUCACAAGUCGCUGGAGCUUCUGUGGAGUAACUGACCUUUUAACAAAUCUUACACAAAUGAAAUCAAAAGGACCAGUUAACUCUCUCAACCACAUGUCUGUAUAAGAUGUCAAACUGGAUACAUCAAAAUGAAAAGAAACAUUAAUGUGCUUCCCACAGCAUGUGAACAACUAAUUAUCCCUAGGGCUCAUUUCGUGUGAUGUGUUCACACCCUCCACAAAAUCUUUAAAAAAAUACUAUUUACCUUUAUGAUAUAAAAUAAAUAUGAUUUUAACCAUAAUUAGCUAACUUGCACGAUCCACUCCACUGAAAUAUAACAAAAGCAGGUAAACAGUUGACUUUCUAGAGUGAGUGAAACUAGAUCAAAUUUGGAAAGAAAAAAAUAAAAACAUUCCAGUUAUUGUGUGUGCAGCAUUUUUAUCUUUAUGUAUACCUCAUUUAAGAAGGGGCUGUUGGUGCAAACAUGUACACAAUUUAGAGCUUGUUGUCAUUCAUUACUUAGCAGUAGUCACAAGCUUCAAACUCGUUAACUCUAUCUCACUUGUCUAUUAGUAUUAUGAAUGUUUAUGAGUGCAAUGGUAAGAAUAAUUUCAUGAAUGUUUCAUUCUCCGAGGCGAAGCCGAGU